GCGGCUCCGUGAGGCGGGACGGGCGGCGCCGCGCCCUGCCGGGCACUCGGCAGCGGGACUCAGCCCCCGCCGAGCGGCGAUGUCCCCCCUGUGGAAGGCCGUUCUCUCGGAGAGUCUCCUGGGUUACAUUUCUUGGUCUCUUUACCAUGCACUGCCACCAAUGAUCUACUACUUCCCUCUUCAGACGCUGGCACUCACAGGCCUAGAAGUUUUUGCUGUUGCCUUCUUUUCCCCAAUAUUCUUGACAAUUGGCCCUUUUUGGAGGUUGGCUAAAAAUGAGUAUGUCCUAGCCUUUCUGAGAUUGACUAUGGUUGGAAGCUUAGCAUCAUACCAUGCACCAAAUGCUUCAAUUAGACUGCUCAUCUUGGCUGCUGGUGUUUCUUCUUCAUUGCUGGUUCAAACAGUAACAUGGUGGUCAGGAAACAGUUUACAAAGGUUCCUCAGAAUAUGGGGCUUCAUUCUAGGCAAGAUAAUGCUCCUUGUUCUUCGUAUCUGGUACACAUCACUUAAUCCAGUCUGGAGCUCCUGGGUUGCCAAUACUGUCAUACUGACAAUUGGUUUUGUAGCAGCAGUGGAGCAAAUCCAUUCAGGUGGAGACAAGAGGAAACAAGAAACAAACAAAACUGGUAAUGUGAUUAGAGAGGCUGCUUCCCAUCCUCACUGGUUUUUAUCAGGGAUUGCUUUUGGCAGCCUCAUGUUCCUCACUGUGUGGAUAUUUGGGGAGGUUUCCUUAAUUUCCAGAUGGGCAGUAAGUGGACAUCCACAUACAGGUCCAGACCCUAAUCCAUAUGGAGGUACAGUUCUGUUGGGCCUUGCUCAUGGACUGAUGCUUUCAUUUUGGAGCUGGUCUUCUAUCAUCAGUUUUGCCUUGUUUCUUAUAGGUUUGGCAUCUGCAGCUGGUCUCCUUUAUUUGCAUACCUGGAGUGCUGCUGUUGCAGGCAACAUUCUUGGUAUCUUUACUAUGUGUGUGUGGCCUCCACUAGCUGCACGCUUUGUUAGCUGUCUGCAUCCUGGGAAAGCCAUGAGCACAGCCAUGCUUGCCUACGUUCUUGAGUUAUUCUUCUGUGUAUGGUGUACAGCUUAUAAAUUUGUACCUGGAGGAGUUUACAUUAGAGAAAGCUCCCAUCUUCUUCUAGGUUUUAUAAUGUUAUGUAUUGGGGUAGACUUUCUAACAGGACCCAAGAAAGACCUUAGCUCUGUCUUUGAAGUGAAAAGCAAUCAAAAACCAUUCUUCAAAAGGAGUAAAAAUUAUAUUAAACUAUUGUUGUGGCUGCUUGUUGGUGUUGGUUUGCUUGGAUUGGGUUUACGUUAUAGAACUUACCAGAAGAAGUUGGGCCUAGGGGUUCCAAAAAAAGAUUUCUCUGCUAUGAUCUGGCCUUUUAGAUUUGGAUUUGACAAUGAAGGAUGGUCUAAUUUGGAAGGAUCAGCUAAUUUGCUUAAUCAGACAGAAGCAGAUUUUAUCACUAUUAUAGAGAGUGAUGCCUCUAAACCAUUCAUUGGAAACCAUGAUCCAACCAUGUGGCUUGGAGAAAGACUGGGAUUUUAUACAGAUUUUGGUCCAAGCACAAGAGAUCACACUUGGGGGAUUAUGGCACUAUCCAGAUAUCCAAUUGUAAAAUCAACUCAUCACCUCCUUCCAUCUCCAGAGGGAGAGAUUGCACCUGCCAUCUCCCUGACUGUCAACUUCACAGGGAAGCUGAUUGAUUUUGUUGUUGCUCACUUCGGAAAUGAAGAAGAGGACUUGGACAGAAAACUCCAAGCAAUAGCUGUUUCAAACCUGUUGAAGACUAGCUCUAAGCAAGUUGUGUUUCUAGGAUACAUAACUUCAGCUCCUGGAUCCAGAGACUAUACAGAAUUAAUAAAAAAUGGAAAUGUGCAGGAUAUUGACAGUACAGACCGGGACAGAUGGUGUAGCUAUAUUAUGUAUCGUGGAGUAAUAAGGCUGGGUUAUGCCCGCAUAUCUCAUGCUGGUUUAAGUGAUUCAGAAGUCCAGAUGGCCAAAUUUAGGAUCCCAGAUGACGUGGAUAGCUAUGUUGACAAUGACAGAAUUGUCACUGAUCCCAGCCAAGUUCCUGAGGACAUCCAUUUCAAUCCCAGGUUUGGAUCUUAUAAAGAUGGACAUAAUUAUGUGCCUAUUCAUCACUUUCAUAUGAGCACUCCUAAAUAUUUUAAACGGACAAAUUAGAGCAAGAAAAUAAAAUUAUUAUUGAGACCACCAAGAAAGGUAUAUCGCUCGAAACUGACAGCCAAAAA
This is a messenger RNA of Passer montanus (Eurasian tree sparrow), 2253 nucleotides long. RefSeq names its product cell wall biogenesis 43 C-terminal homolog (gene CWH43). NCBI's taxonomy places the organism in Eukaryota, Metazoa, Chordata, Aves, Passeriformes, Passeridae. The coding region runs from base 80 to 2185 and encodes 701 amino acids. Gene Ontology annotation, cellular component: endoplasmic reticulum. The record is from RefSeq and is a predicted model, not a curated record. Gene Ontology annotation, biological process: GPI anchor biosynthetic process. The transcript is spliced from 16 exons.